UCUGCAGCUGUGUUUAAACGUGAGAGUUUGAGGAAACGCUGUCAGAGUGCUCAUGAUGAAGGUCGUUCUGCUCCUCGCUCUCCUCACAGUCAGUGAAGGUGACGGCACCACAGUUGUUGGUAGAACCGGAGGACGUGUCACUCUGUCCUGUAAAUACGACAUCAAAUCUCACGGGGCGCUGCACAUUUGUUGGGGUCGAGGACAAAUACCAAACUCCAAAUGCAGCAACCAGCUGAUCGCCACCGACGGACACAAGGUGACCGAAGGAACCAGAGUUUCCAGCAGGUAUCAGCUACUGGGACGACUGGAGGACGGAGACGUUUCUCUGACGAUAGAGGACGUCUCAAAGUCUGAUGCUGGUCGGUACGGAUGCAGAGUGGAAAUACCCGGCUGGUCAAACGACAAAAAAUAUCACUUUGAUCUGGUUGUUGAGGAAGCUCCUCAGACGACGACAUCAACGACGUCAACCAGAGAGACGGCUACGGAGCAGACGGCUGCUUCUUAUACAGCAGAUCAUGUGACCUCGACCGAUCACCUCCUGACUUCCUCCUCCAGCAGCAUCACGGCUGAGGGCAGCAGCGGUGUGAGCGUCGCUCUGGUGUGUGUUCUGGUCGGGUUGGUGUUUCUGGUCACGGCGGCCGUCAUCUUCAUCGCGCACAGAAGGAGACGACUCGGCAAAAUCCCUCAGCAGCAGGUCCACAGUACGGUCCAGUUCAGGUCCACUUCGUCCGGUCUGCAGCUCCAGGGUCGAGGGUCAGCGGUGGAGAACAUCUACCAGAUAGACGAAGGCGGCGAUGGAGGCAAUGGAGGCGAGUACGAGUACUGCCCCUGAGCCAUGAAGCUCCGCCCCCCUGACCUGCUGACCCCGGAGGACGGGACGCCGAGUUCUGGACGGAAGACGAGAACUCGACCCCUCGAAUCAGGAGGCCUUCAGGGUCCUUCAGGGUCCUUCAGACCAGCCAAAGGGACAUGAGUCUCAUGAGGCAGAAAGCCAACACUGUGGACUACGACUCCCAGAGAGCAUUGCUGUCAGAAGCCUGCAGCCGGACAGCAGCGUGGGGAAUGUAGCGUUUAAGACACUUGUGAUAAUUGUAUUUAUGAGAGUCAUGAUGUGUUCACACCAGAAGAGAAGCAAACUUUUAUGACGCGAGAAUCCUGAGAGUUUGAUCCAAGACCAUCUCCAGACCUGUUGACCGUCAGCUGACUUUGAUCUGAACUCUUUGGAACCACACUAGGACUCUGACGUCACAGUUUCCUCUAAGCCUCAUGGGUAAUGUAGUGUUUUAGUACUGCUGUCUUUACAGUCGGUUGUGUACUUUAAUAAAGCUCUGAUGUAACUUGUGAAUAAUAAAGAGAGAC
Molecule: messenger RNA, 1359 nt
Organism: Anoplopoma fimbria (sablefish)
Lineage: Eukaryota; Metazoa; Chordata; Actinopteri; Perciformes; Anoplopomatidae
Product: hepatitis A virus cellular receptor 1 homolog
Exons: 7
Coding region: 53-832 (259 amino acids)
Source: RefSeq, a predicted model, not a curated record